This is a messenger RNA of Verticillium dahliae VdLs.17, 1680 nucleotides long. RefSeq lists its product as uncharacterized. Gene Ontology annotation, molecular function: zinc ion binding; DNA binding. The transcript is spliced from 4 exons. The coding region runs from base 1 to 1680 and encodes 559 amino acids. The record is from RefSeq and is a predicted model, not a curated record. Gene Ontology annotation, biological process: DNA-templated transcription. Lineage: Eukaryota; Fungi; Ascomycota; Sordariomycetes; Glomerellales; Plectosphaerellaceae.
AUGCCAGAAGGCGGAGGUCCCAUGCACCUUCUUGACCACACGAAAGCCGCGAGGCGUGUUGCCGAGGCGAAGCAGCGCGCUGCCACCGCCAGCACCAGUGACGAGCCUCAGACGCCAACGACGCCUUCCUUCGUCGCACUCGCAAGCCCCAGCAACACCACCACCACCACUACCGCCACUACGAGCUUCCCACAGACACAGACACACCAGGUCCACCAACCCCAUCGGCUUCAGCAGCUACCCGUCGGACAUGUGUCCAUCACAGACUUUGUGCCGGAAUACACGCUCAAGAUUAUCAUUGACGACUUCUUCGACCGCGUCUAUCCCGUGCUUCCCAUUGUGCACGUCGCAACAUACCAAGCCGCCUUUGACGCGCGAUGCUAUGAAACCGACCCCGUAUUCCUACGCCUGACCAUAUCCCUCUGUGCCGCCACGGUGGCGUCCAUUCCCCGAAGAAUCACAGUCUAUGGCUCGUCCCUGUACGCCGAUGUCGGCCAGAUGGUCGACAGAGCAUCCCAGCUCAUCCUACUGAGCCGCCUGGGGAGCGAGCCCUUGUGGCAGGACCAGCCCACAAUGGACACCAUGCUGGUGUCGCUGGCCAUGACCAUCGCCGCUCUCUACGCAGGCCGCACGGCUUCUGGGUGGAGCUAUGCCGGCGAGGCCAUCCUCUACUUCCGAGCCCUGGAGCUGUACAAGAAGGCCAGCUACCUGCGCUUCACCCCCAUUGAGGCCGAGAUGUGCAAACGGGCUUUCUGGUUGUUAUUCAUCUUUCAGAUCCACGACCGAAUGUCGUUUGUCAUCCCUCACACCGGCCUCAGCUAUGACCCGUUGUCGACUGAUUGGGACUUUUUGCUCCCGCUGGAACUUGCCGACGACGAGAUUGGCCACCGGGCUCUGGACCAACUGCCCGGUCAUGCGCCCCGCGAUCGGCCGUUGCCCAUGAUCUCAGGCUUCAUUGCCUUGAUCAAGGUGUUCCUCUGCAUCGUCGACCUCCUGCACAAGGCUUUCCCCGGUCCUCCACAGGCAUACCACCUGUCCUCUGGCACGCUUGUGCCGCUUCUCCUCGACAACGACGAGCGACAGAAACCGAAGUUUCAAGGCUCAAUACCUACGUUGGACUCUCUUUUCCACGUCAUGACACGACUCAACACGACGCUGAGCAAUUUGCCGCCUGAGCUUCGAAUGCCACGCCGACGAGGUUCGCCUGCGACGUAUGACGCCGAACGAGGUGCUUUACCCGCCGUGUCACCCCAAUUUGACAUCAUGCGAGCCAACGUUCACAUUACGAGCAUCUACCUGCAAUCCAUGAUCCUGGAAAUGUGCCUCGACAAAGUUGAGCUAUCUGACCACGGCGCAAGAGCCGGCAGCCAAGGGACCUCGCCAGCAAGCGACCCGGCUACGCCCGAUACUUCCGCCCGCGAACAACUAUGGCAACUGAAGGAAUCUGUUGCCCGGGAGCUUCUUGACGUUGUGCAUUACUGUUCAGCCUGGACGCUCGAGUCGAACGGCUCGUCGAUGAUUGUCAAGAUUCGAGAGAUUGCAGCCACGCUGCUGGAACGCAGCGAGGGCUCGGGCGUUCUCAGCGAUGUCGAACGACGCAGCCGCGAGUAUAUCGCGCAGUUUGUCGAGAUAUUGGCAAACCUGGACUACGCACCGAGAUCUCUGGUUGGUUUCCGAUGA